Actinia tenebrosa (Australian red waratah sea anemone) is the source of this 2526-nucleotide messenger RNA. RefSeq names its product galanin receptor 2a-like. Lineage: Eukaryota; Metazoa; Cnidaria; Anthozoa; Actiniaria; Actiniidae. The record is from RefSeq and is a predicted model, not a curated record. Gene Ontology annotation, cellular component: plasma membrane. Gene Ontology annotation, biological process: G protein-coupled receptor signaling pathway. Gene Ontology annotation, molecular function: G protein-coupled receptor activity.
GGAUGAUAUCUAGUAAUUGUUAAGUAUACAGCUCGUGUGAAAAGUAUUCCUGGUUGACAGACAGGAAAACCAUGAUUUGUCGACUGCCAAUUAAGAUGCAAUAACAUCGAGGCAACUGCCACUUACUUGGGAAAUUAGCUCAUGAAAAACAACGAAGAAAUACACCGACACGCUAGCUACGUAGUCUGACUCUCUGCUGUGAUGGAUGGCGAAUGGAUUUGGGCACGAGCUCCUACAGAACUGGAAAUAGACCUUUAAAUAUUUUAUUGCUGGCACAACCUGUCGAAAAUGGUGAAGAGUUUAUAGCAGGACCUGUAAACCUUGAUGUUUUUGCACUCAUUGAAACGSAGGCACUUUUGAGAAGCGUAGAAAGAUUCUCGACCAAGCUUUCUCCAGCAUGUCUAUGAGAACAAAGAAUGGGUCAUUGUUGAACAAUCAAAGCCACCCUGUGGGGUUGGUUGAACCACCUCCGCUGCGAUGGUCUCUUCGCUUGAUUUACAUUGCKGUUUUCCUGAUUGGAAUUGUUGGCAACUUCGUAGUCUGUUGUGCCAUCAUUCGACGCAAGAGAAUGCGAACCAGCAACAAUUUAUUCACUUUAAAUUUGGCUUUAGCAGAUUUAAUUGUGGUAGGGAUUUACGUACCGACACAAAUGGCUGCAUUYGAGAACGACCACAAUUGGCCAUUGGGAAACUUUAUGUGCCAAGUAGCUUACGAUAUCAUUCCUCUUUGUCUGUCAUCGUCUAUUGGAAGUCUUCUGGCCAUAUCAUGUGAUAGGUACCGAGCCAUCGCCCAUCCACUCAGGCCGAGACURACUUUAAAAAACGUCAAGAUCAUCAUUGCGGUGAUAUGGAUCGUCUCGUUCCUUUUAAUUCUACCUUUGCUGUUCGUAGCAGGGACGGAUCGCUACCCAAAUGGACAGCUCUAUUGCUCUGAGAUAUGGCCCGAAAACACGCCUUAUGAACAGAUUUACUGGAUUUCCAUUUUUGUCAUCCAGUACAUUAUUCCACUGAUAAUCAUAGCAGCAUUGUCUGUGAUUACUGCCAAUAAACUAAAACAAAAUGAUUUUUUCAAAAAGAGACGUUUUUCCCAGGUAGAGACGAUGGCGGUUCGUCAACGUAUGAAACAGAGCACCAAAAUCGCCAACAUGUUGGUAGGGUUGGUUUUGCUCUAUUCAGUAUGCAUGCUUCCUCAACAUAUAAUAUAUUUCUGGAUGACAUAUGGUAACCUUAACUAUCUGAGCUACAAAAUGUAUAUUUUUCGACUCUCCAACGUAUUUACAAUGGCCAACUGCGCUCUCAACCCGAUAGUCUACGGCACCCUUAACAAAGACUUUGGCCAGGUCUUUAGGAAUUUCUUCGCCCAUUUGAAAUGUCAGCAUCAUCCUUCAAACGACUCCCAGGGUGAGCAGUUGAGUGUGAUCAUUGAUAAAGAGAUGGAGUCUGCAACGAGUUUCCGGCCUACGAAGUCGAAAUAUCUUUCGACGACGACUACGAAAAAGUUGUGUGGUGAACCCUUCAAAGAUGGAAGCCAUAUUGAAAUAGAGGAUCCAAUAUAGGUCUUAGUUGAAAGUUAUUUGGACACUCGGUUUGGUUUGACCCGAAAAAAACCUUUUCGGAGCUUCAACGCCACCAAAUWAAAACUGUGUUUUUUAGCUAGUCACCACCACCAGUACAGCAGUGGCGCAGCUCAACGAGGUCCAACUGAAAGAUAUGAAGGCGCCUCUGGCAGCCGCUAUACAGUCCACGUAUGACCCCRGAGCGAGCACAGCUCUAAGUUUGAUUUAGUUAGGGUUGCUUUGACAGGAGGGAGGAAAAACYGRAAAGSGGGAAGAAAUACCCUCGSAGUCAGAAAAGGAACCAAUCAACUCAGCAAGAACGACUGGGAAUCGAACCCCUCACCGAGGAGGCUAAAGGCGAGUGUUUACUAUACCAUGACAACCUGACUUCCCYGAGUGAAUGAUGCACCCACAUGGUUUUAUCAUGUAACUCCAUAAGAAACGUUCCUAAAGAUCCCCGCUGAAUUCAAUUCAAAAGCAUGUUUAAAGUCAAAAAAUUGUCAACUAAAAGUUAUUCUUUCAUUAAUUUUUAAUGAGUUCUCUUAAAAAUUGAAGUUGCGACCUCAUAAKUAUGCUUUUAACUAAUGCCGAUAAAAGACACAAUGACAAGUCACUAACUAGUAAGACAAGCAGCGUUGGCUAAAUCAUUGACAAGCUGGCGAAGUUAAUUGGCAUCAACUGCAUAAGUCAGUGGAYCAACCUUAAUCCAAUUUUUAAAACUCAUUUGGUUAUAUAAAUCAUAUUAGUUAGGAACAUUAAGAUUUCUAAUACUGUCCUGAUUUAAGAUUUGACGAAGUCAAUUAUAUCAGUCCACGUAUUUUAAAAUUUGGGUUUCAAUGUAAUUUAUUAAGUUAAUACGAAUUUAAAUGAUACGAGUGCACCUGUCUUAUGCGAAUCCUGUUUACAUCGGACGAGCAUGUGAAAAUACGAUAUCUAAUGUCAUAAAAUAAAGCUUACCCUAAAUUUUUAAA